Molecule: messenger RNA, 1778 nt
Organism: Annulohypoxylon truncatum
Lineage: Eukaryota; Fungi; Ascomycota; Sordariomycetes; Xylariales; Hypoxylaceae
Product: thioredoxin reductase
Exons: 3
Coding region: 502-1494 (330 amino acids)
Biological process (GO): removal of superoxide radicals
Cellular component (GO): cytoplasm
Molecular function (GO): thioredoxin-disulfide reductase (NADPH) activity
Source: RefSeq, a predicted model, not a curated record
AAAAGUCAUUUCGUCUCCCAAGUCUAAACAAGAAACAUUUAUUCCAAAUUUGAACUAUUUUCGGAACUACAUGUAGAGCCGCAUUUGAAAUAGUUCCCCCAAGAUCUCAUUUUGUCUUACUAAAGCCUAGACUGGUUACUUCGUGACUCGACAGUGUUUCCUGAGAGACCUUAUGUCAUUAUCAUGAACCCACAAUAGUACUAGAUCCCAGCAUUAACGAUAGCCUCGAACGUUUAGACCUGCCUCUUCCGAAACACCUCCGAGACUACCGCGUAUUUGAACCGCCAAGUCGCCCUUUUUUUCUCUCAAGACCGAUUUAUACUUAUAUACCCACCCGACUACGCAAUCGGCGUGGAAAAUACCAUCAAAGUGUUUUCCCGGACAGUAACAAGAAGACUUUGCGCAGGCGCAUCCGGAAUUUCAGCAGCAGCCUUUGCCUCCGCUGGCCUUCAAAAUUACACGCAACAGUCAAGUCAGAUUCCAAAGUUAGCGACUAGGAAAAUGCAUAGCAAGGUUGUCAUUAUCGGGUCUGGGCCUGCCGCCCAUACGGCUGCCAUCUACCUCGCCCGUGCUGAGCUGAAGCCAGUUCUCUAUGAGGGAUUCAUGGCAAAUGGUAUCGCUGCAGGUGGUCAGCUAACAACUACCACCGAGAUCGAGAACUUCCCCGGCUUCCCCAAGGGUAUUAUGGGUGGUGAGCUGAUGGACGCUAUGCGAGCGCAGUCGGAGCGAUUUGGAACUACGAUCAUCACCGAGACCGUUGCGAAGCUCGACCUCUCCUCCAGACCAUUCAAGUAUGAGACCGAAUGGGCCCUCGGCGACGUGCAUACCGCAGACACCGUUAUCAUUGCUACGGGAGCUUCUGCGAGGCGAUUAAAUCUGGCCGGAGAGGAAAAGUACUGGCAGAACGGUAUCAGCGCAUGCGCAGUCUGCGAUGGUGCAGUCCCGAUAUUCCGGAAUAAGCCCUUGGUAGUCAUCGGUGGCGGAGACAGCGCUGCUGAAGAGGCUACUUUCUUGACGAAAUACGGUAGCCACGUCACGGUUUUGGUGCGAAAAGAUCAGCUACGCGCUAGCAGCAUUAUGGCUCAGCGGCUAUUGAAGCACCCUAAGGUUACCGUCAAGUUCAACACCCGAGGUAUCGAGGUUAGGGGUGACGACAAGGUAAUGACUCACUUGGUCAUUGAAGACACAGUUAGCGGAAAGCGACAGCUCAUCGAGGCGAAUGGCCUUUUCUAUGCCGUCGGCCACGACCCGGCCACGAGCUUAGUUAAGGAUCAAUUAGAAACCGAUUCAGAGGGAUACAUUAUCACCAAGCCCGGCUCGCCGCUAACGAGUAUUGAGGGCGUAUUCGCUGCUGGUGACGUACAAGACAAGAGAUAUAGGCAAGCUAUUACCAGCGCAGGUUCCGGCUGCCAGGCUGCUUUGGAAGCGGAGAAGUUUCUCUCAGAGCACGAAGUAGACGAGCGAGAGGGUGCUGCUGAGGGCAAAGCCGAAUGACUGAUAUCCGCAAAGUUCUAAUUCCAAUUGCUAUCACAUAGAGUUCCACGUCAGCGUUCUAGUUGACAAUCUCAUAGACAGAUACCAAAUAGACGGACCCAAGAGCAGCUCAACUCAAUCCAAUCUGGUUAGCACGUAUCCUUUAUGAGAGUGUGUUUACAUGAUAGAAUAGAUAGACGGCUAUAUUCACGUUGGGCCCCCAUCGAUAUUAGGACAAGAAUUGAUGCCAACAUAAAUUUCUACCUCACAUACAUAUGCAUAUCUCAAUUCAUCCCAACAUGCAU